Molecule: messenger RNA, 1389 nt
Organism: Botrytis sinoallii
Lineage: Eukaryota; Fungi; Ascomycota; Leotiomycetes; Helotiales; Sclerotiniaceae
Exons: 3
Coding region: 1-1389 (462 amino acids)
Molecular function (GO): protein binding
Source: RefSeq, a predicted model, not a curated record
AUGGGUCUCUAUACUGGUUUUGACAUGGUUCCACGCCUAUCUGAAAGGACAGAAGAUCAGAAGAGCUGGGAGCGUUUUAUUCAAGCCGUCAAAGAACACUACCAAAACGAUGAUUUGGUUGAAGCAAAACAGAACUGUAUCAUCGUCAAAGUAGACCGGAAUCUUUUUCUUCCAUCUGAGGGCCAUAAGCUUCUGCGAUUCUGUUCGAAAAUUUCUGUUCGUCAUGCUGAAGGGGUCGAGGACUAUCUAGAUACGAUAACUAGGAUUGCAGAGGAACAUUUUGGCUCUCGAGUUCAUACUUGGGAGGAGGAACUCAAACAGGAAGGGUUUUAUAGAUGGGUCGUUGUUUAUGAUUCACGGAAGUAUUUUGAGCAGCUGGGUGAACCAAAUGCUUCGGCUGUCAUUGAUUUCAAUGUAUUCAAGAACAAUUCAAAGACUGGAAAGGACUCAAAAAUGUUCAGUAUCGAACAGGUGCCAGGAAAAGGGAAAGGUCUGAUAGCUCGCUUCAAUAUCGAAAAAGGAAAACGAAUACUUUCGGAGAAAUCCUUCUUGGAAAUCAGAACUACCUUAGCAUCAGGAGCAUACCUUGAAAGCAAUAUUUCCCAAAAAAGCAACGGCAAUUUUUUUUCGCUGCAAAACAACAUUUGCAAGGGACAACCGUUUUCCGGCAUCCUGGUAACCGAUGCUAUAGGUCGCGGCAAUGGCUCUACAAUUGUUGAUAUAUAUCCUACAAUUUGCCUCAUCAAUCACGACUGUCUUCCCAAUACGCAUACUUACUGGAACCCCAAAACCGAAUGCAGAAAUGUCCACGCCGUGCGCGCCAUCAAAUCUGGAGAAGAAAUAACCAUUGCAUACCGCCCCGGUAAAGGAGAAACGCUCGAUGUACGGCGUGAACAUCUCAAGAGAGCAUAUGCAUUUGAUUGCACAUGUCUUCUUUGCAGUCUCUCUCCAGCCGAGACUCAAGCGAGUGAUACCCAACGUACCCAUCUUAGAUUUCUUAGACAUGAACUUCAUAAAGAGAAGCGAAUGCUUGAACACCCUACAGAAAGUCUAGCAGACUGCCACACCUCUGUUCAGAUACUCAAAGAGGAAAAUAAGGAUAGGGCAAACAUGUUGAUCUCUGACAUCUACCGGGAUGCUUUCAAUAUUAGCAUUGCGCAAAGUGAUCAAGCGCGAGCGAGCUGUUUCAUGGAGAGAGCUUAUAGUGAAAGAGUUCUGUGUGAAGGAGAGGAUGGCCCAGACGUUCAGAAUAUGAGAAGAUUGAUAAAGAAACCGUCCCAAUAUGAAAGUUUUGCGCUAACAAAUAAGUGGCAGACUGGAAAGAAGGAAGUACCAAAGGGACUGAAUACUGAAGAGUUUGAAAAGUGGUUGUGGAGAGAUGGAAUGUAG